CGCAAUGAUACCAUGUCGACGGAAUCGACCCGCCCGUUGUUGCUGCCCCAGAACCGCAAGCUACGCCAUCUACGCGGCAUCUAUCUGAGGAACCUCGCCUUCACUCGCCAACACGGACGGACCAUUGACGAUGCUGCUCUUAACAAGACAGCUGGUAAGCUCGAGGCCUUGCGCGAGAGACCAGACCUACACCAUACGCUAUCAUCAGAGGACCUCCGCCCACCCGCUGUCCGACGCCGCAGCACCCACUUGGCCAACGCCGACCCCGCCACGCGACAAAAGAGCUUCCAAGAUACUUUUGCCAGCAAGCUUGCCGAUGCCUUCUUUACCCUUCACGUCGACGGUCUGGAAGAUCCCAUAUACAUCAGCGAAGUUGCUGAACGAGCUACGAACUUCAACUUCCGUCUAUUCGAGCUUGCCGACCUGGAUUCGACCAUAACUCGAUCUCCCCAAGUAACCGUCCGAAUAUGGACCAACCGACAGGACCAAUGGAGCCUCCUCCUCGAAGACGAAGUCGACCUCCGCACCCUCAACUGGCUCGGCACCCUUCAGAACGUCAACUUCCCACCCAACAGCCUGGUUUUCCACAUGGUAGACGGCAUCUACUCCCUUGAGAUCUCCAACUCAUACCCACCACCCAAGAAGGAGGUUCCCCCUUUACCAACCUCCUCCUACAACGUCCUCAUGCGUCUCGCCACCCUCAACAACUCGAUUCAAGACGCUCUCGCAACCCGUGACGCCCUCGCCGCACAAAUCAACGGCCUCCUCGCCCAGGAAGAGGAGAAACAAAAAGACGUGGGGACCCUCGCCGAAGCCGAAGAGCAAGUCAAGCUAGCCUCCAAGUACCUUUCGGCCCAAAAGCGCAUCGUGGCCGCCGCAAAGAAGCACAACGACGACCUGCGCGCCUCCAUCGCCGCCCGCAAAGCCGCCAUAGAAUCCGGCUUGGCCGUCCAGCGCAAAGCCGAAGAAGACGUCCAUCACGCCGCCGGCGAACCGCUCGCACAAUCCAAGGCCCUCCUCUCCUCCGUCCGCGACCAAAUCCGCGGUCAACGCCGACGCAUCUGCGAGGACCUGUUGACCAUCUACCGCAUCCAACCGAUCCCUCCCCCGACCGACCCGAAAGCGCAGAAAGAGCAUGACCCGCUAUCCUUCCAAAUCUGCUCUCUCCCGCUCGCCAACACGGUACUGGACCCAACCACCACGACCGCGCACUGCUUCGUCUCUUCUCCUUACGGCAGCAGCAGCAGCAGCCUAUCAUGCAUCCCCAAAGAAAAAUACCCCCACGAGGAAUCCCUCUCCGCCUCCCUCGGUCUCGUCGCCCUCUUGGUGCACCACCUCCAACUAUACCUCUCCGUGCCGCUCCCCUACCCGAUCAAAUGGCACGGUUCUCGCUCCACCAUCCGCGACGACAUUUCCAAUUUUCCCAUGAACCCCAACGCCUCUUCCUAUUCCUCUCACGCCUCCCAAUCGUCUCGGUCCGCAUCAACCAACUCCCCUGCCAGCUUGGGAGAAGAAACAGAUCCUAGCAGGGAAUUCCCCCUCUUCCUACCCAAGGGAGGCAGCACAGCCCAGUACCGCUUCGAAUACGCCUGGUUUUUACUAAACAGAAACAUCGAAGUCCUCUGCUGGAGCCAAGGCCUCAAAGUCGUGGACAUACGCCACACGCUGCCGAAUCUACAGUGGUUGUUGAUGGUCUGUAGUGCAGGGAAGGACGAGGUUCCCGAGCGCAAAAGGGGAGGGGUAAGGGGGUUGUGGUUGGGGAGAAUAAGGGGGAAAGUGGUGGGGAUGGGCAUGAAGUUUGAUGAUGAUGUGGAUGGGAGUGCCAAUGGUAGUCAAGCUGGUGGUGACGAAAGAGGAAUCAGUAGUAGGGACCACGACGACGACGACAUCGGGAGUAGGAAUAGUAGUAGGAGUAGGAGUAGAAGGGGAAGCACAGACAGCGAUGCUGCCACCACCAUCAUCAGCCCCCGAACGACAACGACGCGGAGGAUAACAACGGGAGGAGUAGGAGGAGGAGGGGGAGGUGGUUUAACUAUCGGCUACCACCAUUACGGCAACGGUAACGGCAACGGGAACGGGACGACGGCAGGUGCUACCAGAUCCCCGCUGUCCCGCUCACCUUUGGCCCAGCAGCAGCUCCCAUUUGAUGAGGGAUCAACGAAACUCACACUGAGAACCAAGGGGUUAAGGGAGAGUGUUGCUCGCUGACACUCCUUCAUACGGGUAUAAUGAUGAAGUUUGGGCUUGAAAUGAUAACGAUCGGUAAAAAAAAAAAAAAUGUUAAGGGAUCGAACGAAUGGUUUCAAAAGGAUGGAUGGAUGGCUAUGGCAAGCGAUGAGCUUAUUUAUGCUUAGGUUUCUUGGAAUUCAUGAAUACCAAGGCUUCUGUGAUGAUAAUGAGAAUGAAAAGAGCCGUUGAUGUUG
Molecule: messenger RNA, 2423 nt
Organism: Neurospora crassa OR74A
Lineage: Eukaryota; Fungi; Ascomycota; Sordariomycetes; Sordariales; Sordariaceae
Exons: 2
Coding region: 13-2208 (731 amino acids)
Biological process (GO): SNARE complex assembly
Cellular component (GO): endosome; lytic vacuole
Molecular function (GO): SNARE binding
Source: RefSeq, a predicted model, not a curated record